This is a messenger RNA of Neolamprologus brichardi, 2592 nucleotides long. It is a transcript of the gene rnf14, whose product is annotated as ring finger protein 14. NCBI's taxonomy places the organism in Eukaryota, Metazoa, Chordata, Actinopteri, Cichliformes, Cichlidae. Gene Ontology annotation, molecular function: ubiquitin-protein transferase activity; protein binding; zinc ion binding. Gene Ontology annotation, biological process: protein ubiquitination. The record is from RefSeq and is a predicted model, not a curated record.
GUGUACCUAAUGAAGUGGUGUGUUUACUAAGAUUCGUACAGUCUUACAGAGGUACAAUAUUUAUUUAAAUACCAUGAGGUUGCUGCUUCUUAGCAUAACAAAAUUGCAAGUAAAGAUGUCAUACACUCACAAGCCUGAAGGUGACGCGCCAUGACAGAAAGAAGUCAGGGCAGGAGUCAUUAGUGCUUUGGCCGCAUAAGGAAUGUAAAUGUCUGAGGACAAGGAAGCCCAGGAGGAUGAGCUGCUUGCUUUAGCAAGUAUCUACGAUGAAGAGGAGUUUCACCGGGCAGAGUCUGCACAGGGGGGAGAGAUCCAGCUCUGUCUGGAGCUCCCUCCAGAUUUCAAAGUGGUAGUCAAAGGAGAGAAUAAAACUGAAUAUAAUGUCUCCUUCCUACCUCCUUUGGUGGUCAACUUUGAGAUUCCUGCAGACUAUCCCUCUACAUCCCCACCGCUCUUCACUCUCAGCUGUAAAUGGAUGACCAGAGCACAGAUGAGCUCUCUAUGCCGACGACUGGAUGAGCUGUGGGAGGAGAAUCAGGGCUGUGUGAUUCUUUUCACAUGGAUCCAGUUCCUCAAAGAAGAGGCUCUGGGCUUUCUGGGUAUCCAGUCACCUCUUGAAAUCAUAAGGGGAGGAAGUAAGGCAGCUAUGGUGCAGUUUGCGGGCCAUCCUGAAAAAGCAGAAGAAAAGAAAAAAGAAUUGAUGAAUUCCAAGUCUGAACAGAAGUUUUCAUCGUCUUCUCAGCUGGACCCGAGGACUGUCCUUUUGAUGGACCCGCGUGCCGACCUUCUACCUCAGCUCCUAGACUUUGACAAGGCGCAGCGGCAGAGGGUGUUCGACAGCAGAGUGUUCUGCUGUGGAAUCUGCUUUGUAGAGAAGCUGGGCUCAAACUGUCUCUGCUUUAAGGAGUGCCAACAUGUAUACUGCAAGGCCUGCAUGACUGAAUACUUCCAGAUCCAAAUAAGGGAUGGCAAUGUUCAGUGCCUUAACUGCCCGGAGCCCAAAUGUACCUCUUUAGCCACACCGUCACAGGUGAAACAGCUCGUGGAUGAGGAGCUGUUUGCCAGAUAUGACCGUUUGCUCCUUCAGUCCAGUUUGGACCUUAUGGCUGAUGUGGUUUACUGUCCCCGUCAGUCCUGUGGUACCGCUGUAAUGAUGGAGCCAGACACAACCAUGGGCAUUUGCUCAGCAUGCCAGUAUGCUUUUUGCACACUGUGCAAGCUCGGGUAUCACGGUGUCUCCCACUGUAAAAUUCGUGCAGAGGAACUGCGUAACCUGAGAGACGAGUACCUGUCGGCUACUGCUUCGGGGCAAAAGUUCAUGGAGCAACGCUAUGGGAAAAGGGUGAUCCAGAAAGCAGUCGAGGAGUCCUUUAGCAGAGACUGGCUCAGUGAGAACUGCAAAUGCUGCCCGCGCUGUGGAACCAAUAUACAGAAAGUUGAUGGCUGUAACAAGAUGACCUGCACCUCUUGUAAGCAGUACUUCUGUUGGCUGUGCCUGGGCGUCCUCAGCAAAGUCAACCCAUACAGUCACUUUAACAACCCACAUUCACCUUGUUACAACCAGCUUUUUCUCGGUGUGGACCCUGAUGAAGAUGAUGAUGCCUUCUGGAGUGAUGAGGAGGACUGACACUGUGCAGUGCUUCACUGCUGUAUGCUCAAUUUGAACGCACUUUAUCUCUCACAUAGCCACCACUUCAUCUGUGACUCUCACUAUGCCUGCAUUGGCCAAACAGUGCAACUACAGCCACCAGAACCCUACCGUGUCACUAUUAUGUCUUUGUUUUUUUGUUUUUGUUUUUCCAAGCGGGUCAGGGAUCUUGGAUGACAACAUUUUUUUUUCAGUAAACCUGACAUGUCAUGUAUUGCGAUAUAAAGAAUUAUGGAAAGACACAGCUGUCAUAACUUUGGCUAAUGGUAACAUUAAAAUUGCUGUUUUGGUUUGUACAUCAAUAACAGGUACUUAGAUAUGUGGUUAUUGAUUGGCAGCACAGUUUUCUGCACAUGACUGGGUCACUGGGCUAAACCCCCCUUGCCUCCCAAAGACACAGGGUGCUAUUUACAGAGCCUACUCCGCAGUCUUUCAUAAACAAGUUUAGCUGAAUCCUUGCAUAAAGUCAAAGCAGGUUAAAAUUUAUUUCACUGGAUUGGUUGGUAUUGGUUUUAUUAUAUUUCUGUACAGAACUAAAUAAUAGAGGAAAGUGGCUUAGAUACUUUUGAGAAUCAAUGGUUUAACGAUUGCUCAUUAGGGUAUGUGUUGCUUUAAUUUCAUUCAGGGAUUGGUGUGAGAAAUGAUAUAAUCGAAUAGAUCUACUCCUUAAUGUUGCCACUAAUUAGUGUCAAAGUGAGGCCAAAUAGUUUAAUUAUAUCCACAGAUACAAAAAUUAGUUUGUAUUGUAUUACUUCAUUUACAUUAGAAUGAAAGGGCAAAUUUCUAAUGCAAGCAGUUCUGUUCUGAAUUGAACCCUACAGCAAAUCUGUUCCUUUUCAGCACUGAAUGAUUUGGUCUGUCCUGCAAAGCAUGUGUCCUACCUGCAGAAGCAUGUGGAAUUGCAUUGCAAUUAACUGUUCCUCAAAGUAAAAAUUCUUACUUAA